Molecule: messenger RNA, 2860 nt
Organism: Gadus morhua (Atlantic cod)
Lineage: Eukaryota; Metazoa; Chordata; Actinopteri; Gadiformes; Gadidae
Gene: nelfa
Product: negative elongation factor complex member A
Exons: 11
Coding region: 102-1754 (550 amino acids)
Biological process (GO): negative regulation of transcription elongation by RNA polymerase II
Cellular component (GO): NELF complex
Source: RefSeq, a predicted model, not a curated record
ACCCGGUGUUGCUAUGACUGGCUGUAAAAAGCGAGUGCGAGUUUAGGUAGUGCUACUACGACCGUUGGUGCAGCGCGGGCGCUAGCUAGGGUCGUGUUGCUAUGGCUUGGGUCGGAGGGCGAGCGCUAGCUAAGGUAAUAGUGCUAUGCUGCCCGCUCACACACGCACUGGCAGGAAGCUGUCCGCUAACGUCUCGUCACACAGUGCUGCGUUGCGCCACUGUGAAGCAGAACAUGAAAAUAACGCAUCCCUGCAAAGUUGCUCUGUUCCUGAUGAAAGAAGCCCUCUCGGAGAUCAUCCAGCUAGCCACGGUGGAUUCAGAGCCCUGGGUGUUGAUGGUGGCUGAUAUUCUCAAGUCAUUCCCAGAGACGGGCUCUCUCAAUCUGGACCUGGAAGAGCAGAACCCCAACGUACAGGACAUCUUGGGGGAGCUUCGCGAGAAAGUUGGCGAGUGUGAAGCGUCGGCCAUGCUGCCCCUGGAGUGCCAGUACCUGAACAAGAGUGCGCUGACCACCCUGGUGGGACCCCUCACGCCGCCAGUCAAACACUUCCAGCUCAAACGAAAGCCCAAGAGCGCCACCCUCAGGGCCGAGCUGCUACAGAAAUCCACAGAGACUGCACAGCAGCUGAAGAAGACAGCCGGAGUGCCCUUCCACGCCAAAGGCAGAGGGCUGGUCAAGAAGAUCGACACCACAACUCCUCUCAAGGGGAUCCCCAAGGCCCCGUUCCGCAGCCCCACCACCCCCAGUAUGUUCAGCCCGCCCAGCAACCGGACCCCCAUCGCCCCGCCCCGCACGCCGCUGCGCAAGGAGAGAGGAGUCAAGUUGCUGGACAUUUCAGAGCUGGACAUGGUCGGUGCCGGCAGGGAGGCCAAGAGGAGAAGGAAGACACUGGAAUUGGAGGCGGGCGAGAAGGCGGCCAAGGAAGACGCGGUGGUGGAGAACGCCACCCCAGACUACGCAGCUGGUCUGGUCUCCGCCCAGAAACUGGGGGCGCUGAACAGCGAGAGCGCCCUCCCCUCCACCAGCUACCUGCCAGCCACUCCCAGCAUGGUGCCUUCCUCCUCCUACAUUCCCAGCUCAGAGGCACAGCCAGCCAAUGCCGGUGGUUCAGGCCGCGACACCUUGCAGUCGUCGCGGCAACCGGGGGAGGAGCCGGGCACCCCGGGCGGUGUGGGCGGGGCCAGCCUGCCGGGCCAGUACAAGCAGCGCACGGCCAUGUACAACGCCGCCACCACGGCCGCCGCCACGGCCACGCCCAGCCCCGCCACGCCCGCCUCCCCCAGCACGCCCGCCGCCGCCACGCCCGCCAGCAACGGCCCCCCCGCCGCCGCCACGCCCGCCGCCGCCGCCGCUGCGGGUAACGGCCAGCCGGAGGCCCCGAGCCAGCCGCCCAGCACGCCGCUACAGACCCCCACGCCCGCGCCUACGCCGGCACCGCCCCCGCCCAAGAAGAACCUCUCGCUCACGAGAGACCAGAUGUACGCCGCCCAGGAGAUGUUCAAGACGGCCAACAAGGUCACCCGGCCAGAGAAGGCUCUGAUCCUGGGCUUCAUGGCCGGCUCCAGAGAGAACCCGUGCCCGGAGCAGGGCGACAUCAUCCAGAUCAAGCUGAGCGAGCACACAGAGGUGCUGCCCAAGGCGGACGGGACGGGCAGCACCACCAUGUUGGUGGACACCGUCUUCGAAAUGAACUAUUCCACCGGCCAGUGGACGCGCCUCAAGAAGUACAAGCCCAUCGCCACCACCUCCUGAGGCCCGGCCCAGGCCGCCCAGAGGACCUUCUCACACACACACACACACACACGCAUCCAAACACACAUACACACACACGCGUGGCUGUAUAAAUACACAAACUGUACAGGAGACGCAGCGUGGUGACAUGCCUACACUUUCCUUUGGGCCAAAAUCCAAGCUCCCGGAAGUCCCUGCAGAGCCAAAGACGCAGACGACGGAGGAAUCCCCUCUGUUUGUUGUUCUUCUGUUUGUGGGGGGGUUUAUGUUUUGAUUUCUUUCUCUCCCCCCGUCCCUGUUUUUAUUGUUGGGUUUUUAUGUUUAAAGUCUCUGAAGAUUCCUGAAUGUUCUCAUGGGAGAGAAUGAAUGCAGGGGGUGGGUUGGGUGGUGGGGCGAGAGACGGAGAGUGUAUUUGGAGGGUCAUUUGUGGGUUGGGGGUGAGUUCUCCUCUAAAGGAAGGUACUCUUUAAUAUCUGCUUGUGUCCCUUCCCCAUAACUGUAUGACACGCGCUGCAGUUUCUGUAUCAACCGGAGACCUUCGUUCUCUUCCUGUUCACACAAACGACGAAUCAGAUGAAUGAAAUAUAUAUACAAAGAUGGCCGAAGCAAGCGUUGACAGCCCCAGAAGAGACUGAUGCCGUGGAGAUCCGUUUGGGAACUUUCUCAAAGUCGUUUGGGUUUCAUCCUAUUUUUUCAAAGAAAGGAUGGAAAUAAAACAAAACCGACUCCAGGGGGCGCUGUUCUACGUCUUUAUUUGAGGGUAAUGUUGGUUAUGUUUCACUCUGACAAUUGCCGAUAGCCACCUUACCUUGUGUUUUUGUAGGGUUCGGUGGGGGGUUUAUACCAACAUGGUGGCAGAUUUAGGGGGGAGGGGGAUGUAGAUUUAAUGCAUUGUAAUUAUAUCUGUGUUAAUCCUGCAGAGGCUUUAACUGGUUCCCGUUCGCCCAAGUUAAAAAUGUUUUAUUUUUAGCCAGUUCAGAUGACCCAUAUUUAAGUGCCGAUACACAAGAUAAUUGAAUGUGGAAAAUGUAAAAAAAAACUAAUGUCAACUUUUAACGUUAACUUAGGAACUUUAUUGAAGUUCAUUUACUUAACAAAACAAUAAAAAGUGAAAGUUAUCAAACAUG